Molecule: messenger RNA, 752 nt
Organism: Fundulus heteroclitus (mummichog)
Lineage: Eukaryota; Metazoa; Chordata; Actinopteri; Cyprinodontiformes; Fundulidae
Exons: 4
Coding region: 15-752 (245 amino acids)
Biological process (GO): response to bacterium
Source: RefSeq, a predicted model, not a curated record
GUAGCUGUAGCACAAUGAUCGCAAGACUGGUUGCAAUGAUUGUUAUCAGCAUGGCACCUCUUAUUCAUACUCUUGAGGCUUCCCACCAGAUCUCCUUAACUCUGGUAGACGUUGGUGAUAAUGUUACAUUUGACUGCAAUACCUCUGACCUUAAAGACAUUAAAUUUGUUUACUGGUACAAACAGUCUCUUGGAUAUAUGGUUGAAUCAGUGGCUAGUGUAGUUGUUGGUAAAACAAGAGUAAGUGAAAAAUUUAAAGGCUCUCGCUUUGCAGUGAGAGUGGAGGGGUCUCGUUAUAUUCUUACAAUCUCUGAUGUCAGGAAAGAGGAUGAAGCAACAUAUUUAUGCCACACUGGAACAACAUAUUCACAGAAGUUCAUCUAUGAAACAUUCUUAGCUGUGACAGAUCAUAAACAUCAGAAGUCUCUCUACUUGGAACAAAAUCCAGAUACUGAAUUAGUUCAGCAGGAAGAGACUGUAAUUGUUCAGUGUUCACUUCUCUCCAAGGACAAAGGAAAAGUCAUUUGCCGAACUAAACCCAGUGUGUUCUGGUUCAGAGAUGAAUCAGAACGAUUCCAUCCAGGCAUCAUUUAUACUCAGAGGAACAUCAGCGAUGAAGAUUUGGAAAGAAGCUGUUCCUACAGUUUAUAUGUCCGAGACUCAUCUGAUGCUGAAAUCUACUACAGCGCUUUGGGCACAUGUGAAUCCAUCUUGCUUCAUGAAGGAACCAAAGUGAAAACAGCCCUCUAUUAA